UUUGUUACAGAACAUACCUACCAUGGGGUCUGAGUUUGACCACAUGAUUGCAUAGAAUACCACUCUAAAAGGACCAGAAUUUAAGUUGGCUUUUUGCAUGUCACUGCUACAUGUUUCAUAAGUGUUACGAAGCCAGUAAUUUGAUUCAAGGACCACAGUACAGCUAUGGAUAGUGAACCAAACCCUGGCACAUCUUCUGUGUCGACAACAACCAGCAGCACGACCACCACCACUAUCACCACUUCCUCCUCUCGAAUGCAGCAACCUCAGAUCUCUGUCUACAGUGGCUCAGACCGACAUGCCGUACAGGUGAUUCAACAGGCCUUGCACCGGCCGCCCAGCUCCGCUGCGCAGUACCUGCAGCAGAUGUACGCCGCUCAGCAGCAGCACUUGAUGCUGCACACAGCCGCGCUGCAGCAGCAGCACUUGAGCAGCUCCCAGCUGCAGAGCCUUGCUGCUGUUCAGGCAAGUUUGUCCAGUGGAAGACCAUCUACAUCCCCAACAGGAAGUGUCACACAACAGUCAAGUAUGUCCCAGACAUCUAUCAACCUCUCCACUUCUCCUACACCUGCACAGUUAAUAAGCCGUUCCCAGGCUUCCAGUUCUACCAGCGGCAGUAUUACCCAACAGACUAUGUUACUAGGGAGUACCUCCCCUACCCUAACGGCAAGCCAAGCUCAAAUGUAUCUCCGAGCUCAAAUGCUGAUUUUCACACCCGCUACCACUGUGGCUGCUGUACAGUCUGACAUUCCUGUUGUCUCGUCGUCAUCGUCAUCUUCCUGUCAGUCUGCAGCUACUCAGGUUCAGAAUUUAACAUUACGCAGCCAGAAGUUGGGUGUAUUAUCUAGCUCACAGAAUGGUCCGCCAAAAAGCACUAGUCAAACUCAGUCAUUGACAAUUUGUCAUAACAAAACAACAGUCACCAGUUCUAAAAUCAGCCAACGAGAUCCUUCUCCAGAAAGUAAUAAGAAGGGAGAAAGUCCAAGUCUGGAAUCACGAAGCACAGCUGUUACCCGUACAUCAAGUAUUCACCAGUUAAUAGCACCAGCUUCAUAUCCUCCAAUUCAGCCUCAUCCUCUAAUAAAACAUCAGCAGAUUCCUCUUCAUUCACCACCUCCCAAGGUUUCCCAUCAUCAGCUGAUAUUACAGCAGCAGCAACAGCAAAUUCAGCCAAUCACACUUCAAAAUCCAACUCAAGACCCACCCCCAUCCCAGCACUGUAUGCCACUCCAAAACCAUGGCCUUCCUCCAGCUCCUAGUAAUGCCCAGUCACAGCAUUGUUCGCCAAUUCAGAGCCAUCCCCCUCCUUUGACAAUGUCUCCUAGCCAGUCACAGUCAGCACAGCAGUCUGUAGUGGUGUCUCCCCCCCCGCCUCAUUCUCCAAGUCAGUCUCCUACUAUAAUUAUCCAUCCACAGGCCCUUAUUCAGCCACACUCUCUUGUGUCCUCGGCUCUCCAGCCAGGGCCAAACCUGCAGCAAUCCACUGCUAAUCAGGUGCAGCCUACAGCACAGCUGAAUCUUCCAUCCCAUCUUCCACUUCCAGCUUCCCCUGUUGUGCACAUUGGCCCAGUUCAGCAGUCCGCUUUGGUGUCCCCAGGUCAGCAGAUUGUGUCUCCAACAUCACACCAGCAGUAUUCAACCCUGCAGUCCUCUCCAAUCCCAAUUGCAACCCCUCCGCAGAUGUCGGCAUCUCCUCCAGCUCAGAUUCCACCACUGCCCUUGCAGUCUAUGCAGUCUUUACAAGUGCAGCCUGAAAUUCUAUCCCAGGGCCAGGUUUUGGUGCAGAAUGCUUUGGUGUCAGAAGAGGAGCUUCCAGCUGCAGAAGCUUUGGUCCAGUUGCCAUUUCAGACUCUUCCUCCUCCACAGACUGUUGCGGUAAACCUACAAGUACAACCACCAGCACCUGUUGAUCCACCAGUGGGAAUGCAUUUGAACCAGUGUCAUCUGCACAAAGUUUUUUCUCUUAAGGUUUAUCAAGUAGAAGAUGUGUGUGAAGAAGAAAUGCCUGAAGAGUCAGAUGAAUGUGUCCGGAUGGACAGAACCCCACCACCACCCACAUUGUCUCCAGCAGCUAUAACUGUGGGGAGAGAAGAUUUGACUUCUGAACAUCCUUUGUUAGAGCAAGUGGAAUUACCUGCUGUGGCAUCAGUCAGUGCUUCAGUAAUUAAAUCUCCGUCAGAUCCUUCACAUGUUUCUGUUCCUCCACCUCCACUCUUACUUCCAGCUGCUACCACAAGGAGUAAUAGUACAUCGGUGCCCAGCAGCAUUCCCAGUAUAGAAAACAAACCUCCACAGGCUAUUGUUAAACCACAGAUCUUAACCCAUGUUAUUGAAGGCUUUGUGAUUCAGGAGGGAUUGGAGCCAUUUCCUGUAAGUCGUUCAUCCUUGCUAAUAGAACAGCCUGUGAAAAAAAGGCCUCUUUUGGAUAAUCAGGUGAUAAAUUCUGUAUGUGUUCAGCCAGAGUUACAGAAUAAUACAAAGCAUGCAGAUAAUUCAUCUGACACAGAGAUGGAAGACAUGAUUGCUGAAGAGACAUUAGAAGAAAUGGACAGUGAGUUGCUCAAGUGUGAAUUCUGUGGGAAGAUGGGAUAUGCUAAUGAAUUUCUCCGGUCAAAACGAUUCUGCACUAUGUCCUGUGCCAAAAGGUACAAUGUUAGCUGUUCUAAAAAAUUUGCACUUAGUCGUUGGAAUCGUAAGCCUGAUAAUCAAAGUCUUGGGCAUCGUGGCCGUCGUCCAAGUGGCCCUGAUGGGGCAGCAAGAGAACAUAUCCUUAGGCAGCUUCCAAUUACUUAUCCAUCUGCAGAAGAAGACUUGGCUUCUCAUGAAGAUUCUGUUCCAUCUGCUAUGACAACACGCCUGCGCAGGCAGAGUGAGCGGGAAAGAGAACGUGAGCUUCGGGAUGUGAGAAUUAGGAAAAUGCCUGAGAACAGUGACUUGCUACCAGUUGCACAAACAGAGCCAUCUAUCUGGACAGUUGAUGAUGUCUGGGCCUUCAUCCACUCUUUGCCUGGCUGCCAGGAUAUUGCAGAUGAGUUCAGAGCACAGGAGAUUGAUGGACAGGCCCUUCUUUUGCUAAAAGAAGACCAUCUUAUGAGUGCAAUGAAUAUCAAAUUAGGCCCAGCUUUAAAGAUCUGUGCACGCAUCAAUUCUCUGAAGGAAUCUUAACAGGAUCAUGAGGCUGUGAGAAAACAGCGGUUUUUACUCUUCUUAAACAGACUUGUAAGGUAAAGGCGCAAGUUGGCCUAGAAUAUUAUCAUAUAUUGUGGUGGAUAGCCAAGCACAUUGGAAUCUCCACAUCAAAAGCUGACAUUUCUUCUACAGAUAUGAUUCAUCAUACAUUUUCAUAAGUAGCCUACAUUGGUAAGAUUGAUUUUACAGGUUACAUGCAACAAUGAAAGACUGAUAUAGAGGGCCAUGAUAUUUUUCAAAGAAACAUGUUAUACUAGAUAAUUUUUUAAAGGUGAUGUUUAUCGUUAAUAUAAAGAAUCCUUUUAAAAAUAAUUUAAUGAUUUACAUUUCUCCUGUUUUGAUUCGGUUUUCUUAUACAUUUUUCUACCCUGUAAGUUUUCUAUAGGUUGUCAUGAGAGAUAUAAUUUAGGAGUAAUUUAGGAAUAGUAUAGGAGUCCAGUGACUGGAAUUGUAUGCAAUGAGCUAUCGGUGUGCAUUUUAAAAAAAUAUGUCUGUUAGACAAUUGCUUUGUCUAUAAAAAGGGACUGCAUUCUAGCAUGAAUUAUACUGAUCUGGAAGUCAGAAGAGUUGGUUUCUAUUCCAAACUUGACUAAGAAUUUGGUGUGGCUGAGAAAGUUGGUUUUCCUCUUAGUUUUUGGACAUUUAGAGCAGUGGCUCUCAGCAGAAGUCAGUGUUGCUCCCCAGGGGACAUUUAUCAAUGUCUAGGGACAUUUUGGUUGUCAUAGCUUGGAGAGGCUGGGUAGGGUUGUUAUUGGCAUCUAGGCCAUGGAGGACAGGGACGUUACUAAAUAUCCCACAGUUCACGGGAUGGUCCUCCAAAACAAAGAUUUAUUGGGUCCAAAAUACCAAGUAGUGUCAAAGUUCGGAAACCUGAUGGAGGAGUGGUAAAUGUUGCUCUUUUUUACCCAAAGGAAUAUUUUGAAAAGAUGGGGCACAAUAAGGAAUACAUGAUACAGUCGAAGUAUUUCAGAUAGCAGAUGUUCAAGUAUUUUUCCUAAUUUUACCCAUUCUAGAAAAAGGGGAAAGUCCAUUGAAUCGACCCGUAAAAUAAGGACUAGCAUACAAAUAAUUUGACUCUCAGAAAGUACAGAUUUCAAAUUAAUUAUCUUUCAUACCUGCUCCUCUGCACUGAUGAGGGCAUACUGUGAUUAUACCUUAUGAACCAGUGCAUAGCCUUUACAAGUAGUCCAAGCUUACUUGGCCUGACAGAAGUUUGUAGUGGAUACGUGGUUGGUCUUUGGAUUUUUUUCUAACCUUAAACAUGCUGGGUCUAGCUAGAAUACACAUUCCUUUUUCCUUGACUAAACUCUUGCAUGCUUCCUACAAAGUACCCACCAAGUAGUAUCUCGUGGAUUAUCAGACCUAAUUUUGUAUGUAUAUUAGGGAAAAAAAUUUUAAAUUAAAAAUUUUCACUAAAUAGUUAAAUAAUCAGAAUUAUGACAAUAAAACAGAAUUGUUAUGGGAACUGUGAGAGCCUUAUAGUCCUAGACAUUAAAAAAAAAUUUUUUUUUUUAAUCUUUGCCACACGACAGAAAUGUUUUAAAAUGGAAGGAACAUACACAGAUACUUGGCAGAAGUUCAGUAAGUGGGGAAGAGUCCAUGGGUUUCAGUCAUUGUCACUGCUCUUUUCAAAAAGAUUGUGUUGAGCUAGUAGAGGACUAAAGAUGUCAUUAAAGACAUCACAGAUAUUUAUCUUUUGGCUUUGUGUACAUUAGAGAAUGUUGAUUAUUUUUAUACAAAAAUACAGCGGGUAAUUUUUUUAAUCUUUAGAUGCCUCUUGUUUGAAUGUAUGCUUUGUGGGAUUCUUUUGUGUAGUAAUGUUUUAAAAAAAAGAUGUUUACUGAUAGUUACAUGUAGGAUUAGAAGGUGUAAUAUAGCGUAAGGCUCCUGUUCCAGACCUACAAUAGCUGUAGUCUACGUCACAUAUUUCUUUAUAUCACAUUUUUAACUGGAUUAAAGUUUCAAGGAAAGGUAGGUACUCUAUAAUUAGUUUUCAUUUGUUAGCAGUUAUCGUUAUGACAGAGUUGUCAUAUGCUUGACUUUCCCCCGUCAUCUUCCAGUUUCAGAACACAAUUAUAGGCUGAGCAUUAGUAGGAGAUGGUCCACUGUAGGGGGGUGUGGCGGGCACAAUGGGAAAAUCUCCCUUUGGAAGUAAAACUUUUUCAUAGAUAAUCCACAAGAAAUUGAUUAUUUGGGGAUAGACUCCCCUAGCAAUAAUGAGUAUCUCCCAUUACUAUAUUAUCUAUAGCCUUUAAGGUAUUUACUUUGAAGUAUGUAUAGGUUCUCCUUUUAUUUACUCCCUUUUCUUGUAUCAGUCAUUAGAUACUAACUGAAAGCCCCUGUACCUAGCACUGUGUUAAAUAUCCAAGAAAGCUUACAGGAAGGGGGAUUUCCAUUUGAUGAGAGCACCUUAUAAUCUUAAAUCUUGUAAAUCUCAAAAGUAGUCCAGAUCUUCUCUUGUCCUCACUCAAAACAUACCUAGAAAAUAUACUUAGUUUUUCAAGUGAGCUAUUUUAUUUAGAAAUGGCUCAUUUGCUCAACUGCUAGUUUUCCCUGUUGAUGCAUCUGUUUCUUUCUAGACACUUUAAAAUCAGAGCUUCAGUUAUAUAUGAUGGGUAUGGAUGAUAACACUGGGCAUGCACCUCUCUCCUACGUUCUAAGCACAGUUCUGGUAUGAAUUAGGUGGGGAGAGUGUUCUUUUUCCUUCAUGCGACUAAUUGUUUUAGGAUUUUCACUGAGGAGAAAGAAUGACAAAAGGGCACAUGGGAAGUUCUUCCUAUUUUUGCUACCUAAGUUUGCAUUUUUUGACUUGUUUAAACUGAUGCACUCUUUUCCCAUUGAGGGAAAUAAAACCUCCACAUCUCGAUUUUUAUUUGCUUUAAGCCUUGGCUUCCUAAAAAAAUAAACACACUGAGAAAGCUGGAUUGUAAACGUUUUUACAUGACACGAAUUUUCAUCAAGCCUGGUGUAGGCAUGUGUCUGACAAGCCAUGCAGCUUGGAUAUAAUCACUAUUGAUUAAGGCAGAGUGCUGUCUGUAAACCUGUCCCUUUUUAAGUGGCAUGUAACUAUUUCCAGGAUGAUACUUUUAAUUUGCUGUGAUAUCACUAAACAGAUGUUUUUCUUAGUCUUAGCUUAAGGGUUGUCACAGAGUAGGGAAGGUGGAACGGGGAGAAGACAUUAGCGAAGAAGCUUUAGCAUGGGAGAGAGGCGGACAAAAGAUCUGCCACUUUGUUUAUCCCACUUCGACACUGAACAGAUUUCUGCACUUUUGAAUAUUCAUGAUUUACCUAGUUUUAAAUAGAAAGGAUUUUUUUUAGAUAGCCCAUUGUUUGUUUUUGUUUCCUAAUGUGUUUAAACACUUACUUAGAACUGUAUGAAGUAAGUACUGUUGUGCCCAUGCCUUUGAAUAAUUUUCGACCUAGCUAAUCCUCAUAGAGCUAGUGUGAAAUUCUUGUCCGACAUAUACUCAGUUACCAGUCUGAGACUGAAAUCUGUCCCAGUGUCCCAGAUCACAGACUUGUUCAGUUAAAUGUUAUAAAGUCCUGUUAUUUACAUUCUCAGUGUUCUGGUACCAUCGCAGCCUAAGUGUGAUAGGGUUGUGUUUACAUGUUUACAUGUGUGUAUACCAUUUUGGAAAGAAUAAACUAUGAUCGAUGGAUGUGAGUGAUGCUAUCCUCACAGCCAUACUGAGUAGCUGAAAUCCCGGUUGGACACACUGUUAAGAAGUUGUAAAGACAUUUUAAUCUAGAAACCUGUGCUUCUAUCUUGUGGUUUGAAGAUCCUCAUCCUUAAUGACUGGUAGGAAUGCAUGCUGCCUGGGUGCGGUGGGCCUGAGCCUGAGUGGACAGCCUCAAAGGGCCUCACCUACUGCUUCCCUCUAUAAGCCUGUUCUAGUCAGGAGGGAACUGUGGGAAAACUUCUUAGACACCUUCAUCUGAAAGUCCUUAGAGAGGGUUUGGUAGUAGGGUUAAUAUUAGGAAGGCAGUUGGGGCAGGAGUUUUUAAUAUCUAACAGUCAUGUUUCAGUGAAACCUUUGGGCACAGUGUUCAGUCUGUUUCCUGUGCACCAUGGGGGAAGGACAGGGAAGUGGAGGAGGAGACAAAAGGAGGAAAAGCAUCCCAGACCCAAGGGGAUAGCACAGUUAACGGAGUGAGGUUGUAUAGUGUUGCUAUGGCCUUCAGUGGUUCAAAAUAAUACAGUGCAAUGGUUGAAUCGCAGUUACAGCAGUAAGAUUCAUCUGUAAUCAUUCUUGUUCCUUCCUUCUCCAUCAAGUGAUCCUGCCCUUAGGAGGACUUCCUGUCCCUAAAAGAACUAUUAAUAAAUAGUUCCAAUGAUACAUAAGUUAGUGAAUUUUGACUUUAAAGGUGACAGCUAUUGUACUUAGAGAAUAUCUGUCAAACUCAAAGGUUAAUUUAUAAUUGAGUUACUGGAAUUGUAGAGGAGAGUAUCCAUUUUCAUAUACCACAGUUGAAUCAACCUUGCAGAUUGUUACAAAGGCAUUUUAAGAUAGUAUUUUAUUUGUUAGGUUGUAUCCAGGAAUUGGGUGACUAAAGAGCGAUAGCUUUUUCUUUAUUAGUAUGGAUUUCAAUGGAAGCCUACCUCUGUUUCUUUAAUGCACAGUAGUGUGGAUUAUGAAAUGAACUGUUCAAUUCACUCAUCAAUAUUGGUAUUUUAUGAAUCUAUUUGAGAGCAUUUGGUUUCCUCUUAAAGAUUGUGAUUCAAUUUAGAUAAGCACAAAUACAGUAUUAGAAAAAUAAGUAUGCAGUCUUACUAAAGUUUAAUUUAAAGCUACUAUAAGCUGUACAUCUUAAAAAAAGUUCUUUGGGAAGAUAUUCUUUUUUUGUUAAUUCAUAAUAUGUACCACUAUAUAGUUCCCUUCAUAGCAGCAAUACAAGCCAUUUCUUCAAUUAAAAAAAAAAAAAUGUUGACAAUAUUUUCUUUGGAAAAAGUUUCUUUAAUUUUUAAAAAUUUAAAGUUUUACAUAUUAUUUUUAGAGCUUAUUUAAUCUAUUUUAAAGUAAUACUAUGAGAAAGCUUUUUUUGAACGUUAUAAAGCACUAAUGCAAAUUAGCAUCAUUUUCCAGAGCAGUGUUUGGCUUUUUCUGAACUUUCACUUGAGCUUGCAGACAUUAAAGGGAGUGGUCUCCCUCCUCCUCAGAUCUGAGGCCCAGCUUCUCUAAUGGAAGACCCCAUUCUACUCGAACCCAUGAACACACACCUUGUAAGUGCCAUGUUUUGGGGACCGUUUAGGAUAGGUUUUUCCAUGAAUGGUUCAUUUUUUCUUUUUCUAUAGCUUGUGAACAUUAAUUUUAAAGAUGACAGUUGUCAUCUCAGAUGUUGGAGAAGAGGGUGCAUUAGAGAAGUAUUUGUUCCCACUGCUUCUGAAAAGUAGAAUUGCUCUCAGUGAUAUUGAUGGCGUCAGUAUGAAUCCAUAGAAAGAAAACCUGUACAAAGGUUUUAAAAUGUAUUGUUGAAAAGAAGUCUAGUGAUGAAUUUUAAGUCAGAAAAAAGAACUUAAUAUAAAUUUAAAGUACUGUUAUGCUAACAUGGCAUAGCUUUAAAUAUAAGAGUAAUUUAGUAAGUCCUUUUAGACCACCUAUUUAAAUUGACUCCAGUAAUCUUCUUAAGGAUUGAUUGUAGCCAUCAUUUAUUGGCUUAUAAGUUAUGCUUUAGGGAAUAUUAUCAGUGUUAAAUCCAUGUUUUGUGGAGCUUUUUUGUACAGCUUUUUGUGGAGGUGAGGAAGUUGGUGUGUGUAAGGUAGUGGUGGGGCUGAUAGUGUAAUAAACAUCAACCAGCUUGAGAAAGAAGGAACUGGGUUUAGUCUUGGCCUCAGGCAAACCAGAAGUGUCCAUUGUUUAAAAUCUUUGUUUAGAAUGUGUGGUUAAAGUCUUAAUUCUUUUUGUUUUAGAUAGUACUAAAUAGUCUACUUCAGUACUCAAUAAUAGAUGAACAUAAUCAUUAAAUUAACAUGAUGAAUGAAGAUAAAGUGCUGGUUGGGGGCUGGGAGUUUUACUUGCUGUUAGUGACUUAGCGUGUGUGAUACCUUCAGCCCUUCCUUAGCCUUUAAUCUGUUCCGUCUCCUGAAUACACAUUAUGGAGCCUCUACUACUCAAAAGGCUGAUUUUGGUUUAAAUCCUCUUUAAGGCACCUUCCGGCUCUAAAACUAUGAUUCUAGGCCACAUAAGGGGGUGUUUUUCAAGUUGUUUCUACUUAAUUCUUUUCCCCUUUUUAUUGGUUCAUUUCAUACUAAGAGCUUUUGAUAAAAGAUACUUGUUAAGUGUCCAUUUCCUGGGUCACUGGCAGUCUUUGUUCUCUUACAGAUUAAAGCAGAGAAGAAAAAUUGUCCAGACAAGCAAAUGAGGGCAUUUUUCUAAAUGCUUCCUACUAGUUCACCCUGAACAUAUGAACACAUAUGAACACUGUCACUCAUGCACUCAUCCAUUCAUUUAGCAAAUCGUGUGAACACUUACAUGGUAUACAUGACUUAAGGAACUGGUAAUGAGUACACAGAAUCUUCCCAAACAAAAUUCUAAUUGUGGCUUUAAACAAACAUGGACAUUAUUAUUAUUAUUACUUGCUGUACUGAAUGUGAAGCUGGAACUAGGGGAAAUUUUUAUCCACUGGGUUAAAGUAUUAAGCUCUAUCUAAAGGGUCUGAGUGAAUCACAGCACUAUUCCUAAAACACAUUUCACAUACCGAUCACAGUCAAUCAUACAUCUGAUAAGGUUACAAAAUCAAGGGUACCUGAUAGGGAUUUAACAUUUUGAGACUGUUGUGACAGCCCAUUAUUUCUCAGAAUUAUUUUGACACUUGAAUCUAUUCCAGAGGUGUUGCUAUACAGGGUGUGUGACAGAACAAUACAAAGAAAGAAGCUGGUACUGGUUUACUAUAUAUUUGUAACUACAAAAGCUUUACACCCAGUAUUGACAGUGGAAUAACUUUCUCAAACUGAAAAGUCUCAAGGGGGAUCGCUAAAUAGUUUUGUUUUUUAUUGUCUUUUUUUGAUAAAGCAAGAAGUUACACAAAUUUACUGUUAUUACAAAUAUCUACUUUUUAAAAAGCACACAUGUAUUACAUAGUAAAUGGGUUUCCUUUAAAAUGCAGUACUGGUCAACAAAAAACCAUUCGAUGCUUGAACUGACAGCUGUUUGGGGAAUAAAUACUGAAUGGCAUUGAGUAACUGGGUAAAGUUUCCUUACCACUUGGGGGUUCUGUGAAAUGAUGUUCUAAUUCCUGUUGAUCCAGUGAUACAGAUUAACAUCAUGCUAGCAUUCUCCAUAAAGAUACCAAAUGAAAAUAAUUUUUUCCACCCCUCAAAAUAAAAAUAUCUGCUAUUAAAAAAGAUCUUUUGUGCAUCAUAGUUGCAGCUUUUAAAGCAGGAAAGUGUCCCAGUACAUGUUAGAUUAGAAUCUAAAACGGAUUGAAAAUAGAACACUGAUAUCCAAGUAACCAGAUAGUCUGGGUUUAAAAUUUGCCAUGGUCUUGGUUAAAAUUUACUUUUAAAAUGUUUUAAUUUACCGAAGUUUUCAAGUAUUUUAUGCUGUUAAAAUAUCUAUUGUAUAGUUCUUGUAUAUGCAUUUUUAAAUUUUAAAAAGCUAAUGGAGUGUGCAAAGAUGGUAUAAUUUUAGAUUUCUGAUUGCUAGUAUACUAAAUUAGAUUCCCAGUCACCUCAUUCAGAAGUUUGAUCUUGUUUUUCCCAUAGGAAAAAAAAAAAAGUGAAAAUGAGUUCUAAAAACUAUCCUCAGAGUGAGGAGUGAGCUGUGGUAAAAGGCUGGAGUUGUAGACAACAGUGUGCAAAGGUGUACUGAUGGGAGAGGCGAGGGUGGGCAUUUCAGGCCUCUAUUAAAUCACUGCUUUUGUCUUCUUGUUAAAAAAAAAAAGUUACUUUGUUGACUUAACAAAGGCAAAUUGUUGUAAUUAUUUUUUUGAUGCUUCAAGCACAUGUUAACUGAUUUUUAAAUUCCUUUUGGUUCCUCCCAUUGUUCUAAAAUAGGAGUUUCAUAUUACUAAGACCUCAAAAGUUCAUCUACCCAGGUUGAACAAAGCAUCACCAAGGGGAAAGGAAACCUUUUUUUACUUUUUCAGAAAACAGAUGUUAGAUUAUAUAUAGAUGUAUUCUUUCCAUUGGAUAUUGUAUUAGAGUCCUCCUUACAGGAAAUGAAAUAGUUUUAGCACUCUUAGCAUUAGCGUUCCUAGAUUGGUGUCUAUAGCUACAGUUUUAAAAUGUAUAACCUGAAAAUGAAGUUAAUUUUGCAUUAUAAGAGCACAACAUGAUCUAUGUAAAAAGACUGUCCAUUUGGUGUAUUUUUUUAAAAGAGAAAGCACUUUCAUAUUAACAAGUAGCAUGUGUAUGAAUUUUAGAUUUUCUUAUUUGUUGUGUCUGUAUUCAGUGAAGUAAAAUUGAGCAUUCAGAUGUUUGUUGAUGGCAACAUUAACUGUUCAAUUAAAGCACCUUAUACUCUGCUGCUUAACCUUGCUUGUAAUUGCACCUUUGUUAGCUGCACAUUUUCACACAGAAUAUUGUUGUUAACAUUGCUUCAUGUGGGUCUGGAUGGAAGGUUAGUGGGCCUACAGGAUCAUUUAUUUAUAUUGUUUAUAUUACAAUAAUAUAUUGUAGACCAGUUGUAAGUUCAUUUCUUUACAAAUAAAAGCCUCUUCCAUUUG
This is a messenger RNA of Mustela lutreola (European mink), 11853 nucleotides long. RefSeq names its product polyhomeotic homolog 3 (gene PHC3). Gene Ontology annotation, molecular function: protein binding; zinc ion binding. The transcript is spliced from 16 exons. The record is from RefSeq and is a predicted model, not a curated record. Bases 166 to 3165 code for a protein of 999 amino acids. Gene Ontology annotation, cellular component: nucleus; PRC1 complex. NCBI's taxonomy places the organism in Eukaryota, Metazoa, Chordata, Mammalia, Carnivora, Mustelidae.